Messenger RNA from Dracunculus medinensis (Guinea worm), 2061 nucleotides. The record is from the annotation of a GenBank genome assembly. Lineage: Eukaryota; Metazoa; Nematoda; Chromadorea; Rhabditida; Dracunculidae.
AUGACAAAACGCAAAGGUGACGCGUUGAAUUUGUUAUGUGAGGAAUUUUCGAAUGACCAAGAUUUGAAGGUGCCUAAAUAUGAACCAGUUGAACCUGUUGAAUUAAAUAACGCUCUUUAUUUUACAAAGGUGGUUGGUCAUCCUCGUCGAUUUAGUCGAAAUGCUUUAUCUUUAUCAGAACUGUUAAAAUUAAUUGAUCCGAAAGCGUCAAUUCAUUUCAAUUUUAUGAUAGAUUUGCCAUGGCUUUUCGCACAAUAUCCUUCUCAAUCCGCGAGAAAUCCGUUAACUUUAAUCAUUGGUGAGGAUGGAAAUGAACGUAAACUUUUGAGGCAACAAGCAGUAGAAAUAAAAGCAGAAAAUAUCAAAAUUGGUUGUGCUAGAUUACCGAUUCCUUUCGGUACUCACCAUACAAAAUUAUCUAUUUUCGAAAGUAAUAAUGAAAAAAUACAUUUGAUUAUUUCCACAGCAAAUUUAUUAUCAAAUGAUUGGGAAGAUAAAACGCAAGCUUUUUAUCAUUGCAGUGGAGAAAUUAUGACAGAUAAUGAAGAAGGAAAAAAUGAUGAUGCUUUUCGUAAUGAAUUGCUGGAAUAUCUUAAUUUCUAUAAUAAUUCGAGAGAUUCGAAAUUAAUUGAACCAUGGCGUGAUUUAAUCAAAAAAGCAGAUUUUUCUGCUAUUAAAGCGCGAAUUAUUUUUUCUGUUCCUGGAUCACACAAGGGUUCGAACAAAGAAAAAUAUGGUCAUCUUCGUCUUCGAAAUGAGCUUAGAAACUUGAACUUGGUCAAUCCAACAUUUCACGCUCAGUUUAGCUCAAUAGGAUCAUUAGGUCCUAAACCUGAAUCAUGGUUAUGUGGUCAAUUUCUGACAAGUCUUUCGGGAGGAAAGAGUUGUGCGUCAUCAAAAUUAAAACUUAUAUAUCCUUGCGUGGAAGAUGUUCGAUGCUCUAUUGAAGGCUAUUUGGCAGGGGGUUCAUUACCUUAUCGAGCAGUCACUGCUACAAAACAAGAAUAUUUAAUAAAUUUUAUGUAUAAGUGGCGAAGUGAGAAAUUUGGUCGUACUCAUGUGAUGCCACAUAUCAAAAGCUAUUCAGCGUUUAAUGAAGAUUCGAGUAUUCCUUCUUGGAUGUUAAUUACAAGUGCUAAUCUUUCAAAGGCUGCCUGGGGUGAAUUGCAAAAGAAUGAAACACAGCUGACUAUUCGUUCCUAUGAACUUGGAAUAUUAUUGACAGAUGAUGCAUCAAUGGCUUUAUUACCUUAUGAUAUACCUCUUACAAAAUACGAGACGAAUGAUAAACCAUGGGUUUAUGAUUUGGCCUAUCAGAAAAAAGACAGAAAUGGAAUAUCAUGGCCGGUGGUUGAGCCUUCAACUAUCUUCGGUAUUCAUUUUUACAAUAUGGCUGAUGAUGUAGAAGAAAUUGUCCUAUCCCAUGGAGAUAUUUCUAUUUAUGCUUCCGAUUUGGAAACUCUUUUUGAAGGAAAUUGGUUAACUGAUCGCAUAUUGUCGUUCGCAAUUAAUUAUCUUUAUGAAACCAUGUUAAAUGACGAUGAAAAAGAAUCGGUUUUUAUUUUUCACGCGCCAUUAUGUCAAAUGUUGAAAUUUAUGGACUUCAACUCGAUAAUGUCUCUUUGCGAAAGUUUAUCAUGGAAUGAAAAAGAACAUCUAAUAUUCGUGCUAAAUGAUCACGAAGAUCCAUCUUCACCUGGUGGCUCACAUUGGUCCAUAUUGUUUUAUCGUUCUGGCAAUGAAUAUUUUUCACUAGUGGAUAGUUUAGUGAAGCCACAGUUAGAUACAGCCAAACAGAUGCUAAAGAUAAUGACAAGAUGUCUCGGAUUAGCUUGUGCCGAACUUGUCGUCGAGAAUUCUGCAAAACAACAAAAUGGGAGUGAUUGUGGAUUGUAUGCAAUUGAAUACGUCAGACUAUAUCUCUCUGCAAUAAGCGAGAAAAACAAGACUGUCAAUUAUGAAAAUUUAUCGGCUGAUGAAGUCGGUUUACGCCGCGAUGGAUGGCUGACUAUCAUUCGAAAUCUGAUAAAUGAAAAAAAAAGUGCUGCAUGUUCAUCUUGA